Messenger RNA from Plodia interpunctella (Indianmeal moth), 1740 nucleotides. Its product is annotated as V-type proton ATPase subunit D. Gene Ontology annotation, cellular component: proton-transporting V-type ATPase complex. The record is from RefSeq and is a predicted model, not a curated record. The transcript is spliced from 7 exons. NCBI's taxonomy places the organism in Eukaryota, Metazoa, Arthropoda, Insecta, Lepidoptera, Pyralidae. Bases 117 to 857 code for a protein of 246 amino acids. Gene Ontology annotation, molecular function: proton-transporting ATPase activity, rotational mechanism.
CACAAGACUAACCAUAGACAAAGGUUUUUAUCAUUUACUUCUGUCAUCAGGUGAUUGGGAUCGUGAGCCUGAAAAUCCUGAAUAGGGAUAAAACGCAAAAGUUAUAUUAGAAUAAAAUGUCUGGAAAAGACAAACUAGCGAUUUUCCCUUCUCGGGGGGCCCAGAUGUUGAUAAAGGGCCGCUUGGCCGGUGCAGUCAAAGGUCACGGUCUACUGAAAAAGAAGGCUGAUGCUUUGCAAGUCAGAUUCCGUAUGAUAUUGAGCAAAAUUAUUGAGACAAAAACCCUUAUGGGUGAAGUGAUGAAAGAGGCUGCAUUUUCCCUGGCAGAAGCAAAGUUUACAACAGGAGAUUUCAAUCAAGUGGUGCUGCAGAAUGUGACGAAGGCUCAGAUCAAGAUCCGUUCCAAGAGGGACAAUGUUGCCGGUGUCACACUCCCAAUCUUCGAGUCGUAUCAAGAUGGCUCGGACACAUAUGAGUUGGCGGGUCUGGCCCGUGGUGGCCAACAGCUAGCCAAGCUCAAGAAGAACUUCCAGAGGGCUGUCAAACUGCUUGUGGAGCUCGCCUCGCUGCAAACCUCCUUCAUCACACUGGACGAGGUCAUCAAGAUCACCAACAGACGUGUCAACGCUAUUGAGCACGUGAUUAUCCCCCGUUUGGAGCGCACUCUGGCUUACAUCAUCUCUGAGUUGGACGAGCUAGAACGUGAGGAGUUCUACCGGCUGAAGAAGAUCCAGGACAAGAAGAAGGUCAUCAAGGAAAAGGCGGAAGCGAAAAGGGCCGAAAUCCUUGCCGCCGGCUUAGAAGUGCGCGGCAUCACUAACCUUCUCGAUGAAGGGGACGAAGACCUUCUCUUCUAAGAUAUCGCAUGCCACCCCGUAGUAAAUGAUAUACCAUCAGGAAGAAGCGACAGGAGCGUUUGAGAUUGGGAAAGGAUGUACGCGACGAAGCCCAAUUAAACCUGCUAAACGAACAAGAAGACGAUGUCCUUUUUUAAAAGUUUGUUCGUCCGUACAACGUAGUCUUAGACAGCCAAGUGCAAUACCACGCACAUUUACCUAGCUCUGUUAUAUUCAGGCGCCGUUAAAACAAAAUUUGACCUAAAAAUUGUAUGUUUAACCGGAAUUUUUGGCAUACAUAUUUUAGGCCGGUAUUAAUCAGAUUUAUUGAUAAGCGUAAGUGUGGAUAAGGCUUUAGAUUGUUAAUAUUUACAGUUUCCAAUGUCUACGAACAUAAAACGACGUAAUGUGGCCUACACGUUUAUUAAAAAAAAUCUUUAAUUGUCCCUCUAUAAUCUGACUCAAGAUUUUUAGCCACAUAUCGUCUGUUAUUCGAUCAGUUUUGAGUCCAGUAUAAUCAUGUUGUACUGCUGUUUAUUGCAAAUUUAACUUUUAUGAUUAUUAUAUAAUAUAUAAAUUAUUAUUGUUUCAACUGUACAAUUUUGCAGUAUUCUUUAUACAUACGGUUGUCGUAUCAACGCUUGAAUCAAUCCUGUUACCACAUUUCAAUGAAAAAAAUAUAUAUGUAUAGAGAAGUGUUCUCUUUUUAGGUGUCAUAUGCAAGCAUUCCAACAUCUGUUGAAUAGACACUGCUUUUACGAAUGUAAUAAGCCAGACGUCAUUAUAAGUACACCCAAUAAGUAUUUGUUUUUGAAUUGUUGUUUGAUUGUAUAACGUAUUUAAGUAAGCAAUCAUGUAAAUACAAGUUUGUGAAGCGUAUAGUAAAAAUAUUAUUAUUGAACAA